Messenger RNA from Exophiala aquamarina CBS 119918, 1605 nucleotides. RefSeq lists its product as uncharacterized. The transcript has 5 exons. The coding region runs from base 1 to 1605 and encodes 534 amino acids. Gene Ontology annotation, molecular function: carbohydrate:proton symporter activity. The record is from RefSeq and is a predicted model, not a curated record. NCBI's taxonomy places the organism in Eukaryota, Fungi, Ascomycota, Eurotiomycetes, Chaetothyriales, Herpotrichiellaceae. Gene Ontology annotation, cellular component: membrane. Gene Ontology annotation, biological process: carbohydrate transport; transmembrane transport.
AUGGCAAAAUCAGAUAUGGAUAAAGACAUCGAACAAAGAAAGGACGUCGCGGCGAUGAUCGCUACCGCCUCUGUCGAGGAUAUCAAUGCUGAAGCACGUGUAGCUGCCGACAAGGAGCAUUCUCACACUUUCUUCGAAGCUAUACGAUUGUACCCCGCUGCUGUUGGAUGGUCCUUGUACUUCUCUUUGGGAGUGAUCAUGUGUGCCUUUGAUCCGCAACUGCUAGGGCAGCUUUACGCGACCCCAGCCUUCCAGAAGGAUUUUGGAUAUCUUUUCGAGGACGGGUACAUCAUCUCAGCACCAUGGCAGACAGGCCUAUCGAUGGGCAGCCCGAUCGGUCAAGUGGUUGGUGCCUUCUUUUGCGCCUACCCCAUGGAGCAUUUUGGCCGCAAAAAGACGUUUGGGUCUUGCGUAAUCCUCACUACUGGAUUCAUUUUCAUUCAGUUCUUCGCCAGAUCGCUUCCUGUUCUCCUUGCUGGUGAGCUGCUCGGAGGGCUUGUACUUGGAUGCUACGCUGUCAUUGCCCCAGCGUAUGCCUCCGAGGUCUGCCCGCUGGCUCUUCGAGGGGUUCUUACCAGCUGCGUAAAUAUUGCAUUCGUUACUGGUCAGCUGUUGGCUAACGGAGUUAUUGCUGGAACUCACGUAUUGGACAAUCAUUGGGCCUAUAGCUUGCCAUUUGCGGUGCAAUGGGUUUGGCCGUUGGUGAUCCUAAUCGGUCUGCCAUUCGCUCCAGAGAGGCAAAAUAGGCUAACAAGAUAUAGUCCAUGGUGGCUUCAGAGGCAAGGCCGAUUUGAAGAUGCCGAGAAGUCAUUAAAGCGACUUGCCUCACCAAAAGUUGACAUCAAGCCUACGCUUGCUAUGAUCAUUGAGACUGAUCGCAUAGAAAGAGAGAUGGAAGCCGGAGCAACCUAUGCAGAUUGUUUCAAGAAGAUCAAUCGUCGCCGAACAGAAAUCGCCAUUGGUGUCUACACUAUCCAGGUUCUCAGCGGGAUCUACUUGGUAGGCUAUGCAACAUACUUCUUCCAACUUGCAGGACUUCCCACCGACCAGGCGUUCAACAUGGGAGUUGGGUUCCUUGCCAUUGGAUUUGUUGGAACUUGCUUUUCAUGGGUGCUUCUAAUCCAUUUUGGUCGCCGACGGAUAUAUAAUGUUGGACUGGCUACGUUGGCCGUGCUUCAGCUCAUCAUCGGCAUUCUCGAUUGUGCCCCGAAUUACGACAACAGACCCUCUAUAACCUGGGCACAGAGUGUCCUCAUGCUCAUAUGGAAUUUCGUAUACGACUGGUCAAUUGGACCUGUUUGCUUCGUCUUAAUCAGCGAAGUGUCGGCGACACGUGUUCGCUCGAAGACAAUCGCGUUAGCAACGGCCGUUCAGGCCGGGGCCGGUAUUGUCAUGACGGUAGCUAUUCCAUAUAUGAUAAACCCAGACCAGGCAAACAUGCGUGGAAAGCUGGGAUUCUUCUUCGGAGGGCUUGCAGCAGUGUGCCUAGCAUGGUCUUGGCUCAGAGUACCAGAGUUAAAGGGGAGAACUUAUAAAGAAGUGGACCUGAUGUUUGAGCGUGGACUAAAAGCCAGGGAAUUCAAGAAGUAUGAUAUCAACGGAUAA